Molecule: messenger RNA, 681 nt
Organism: Paecilomyces variotii
Lineage: Eukaryota; Fungi; Ascomycota; Eurotiomycetes; Eurotiales; Thermoascaceae
Exons: 1
Coding region: 1-681 (226 amino acids)
Source: RefSeq, a predicted model, not a curated record
AUGGAACGGAACGAGAUAUCCUUGAGAUCUCUCCGGGGCUCCAGACCGGAAAGCAAUGCCUCUAUGCGUCCCGAACACCAGAGUCUCCAGUCAUCCGUCACGCACUUCCCUGGUCCUCAGUCCACUCCAGUCCCGAAUAACGAGAGCUGGGUCCACCCUGCUUUUCGAACAAACAGAGAUUCUUAUGCGGUCUUCCACAGACCCGGCGAAGAAGAAGAACAAGAACAUAGUCUCAAAACAGGCCCUGGUUCGCCGCACGAGUUUCGGAAGUCAGAUGGGCUUGCAUCUUCGCCUUCGCUGUUGUAUCGCAUCGCCUGGAGCCGGGGCUGCAAGGUUGCGACGGCACUGGCUGUGGUAGCGGUGCUAAUCACUAUCUUGACGCUGUCUAUCUGUAUCCCGAGGGGGUGUUUUCAGCACAGGAAUGGGACUACCGAGAUUGGACUUGACGGUCGCACAGCCCUGACCACCACUGCUACUACUGGCCCAUCUGCUGCUGAAGAUACCAGCGUGUUGGCAGCCUGGCCGACUAUCACUGCCAGUGCAAGUAACAUCAUCCAUGUCCACAUGGAUGCAGCGAGGGCGCAGAGUGAGCCUACAACCUUGCUGUCUGCAAUCGCCCCUGGUACCUCUCCUGCGACUACUGUUGGUGUGGCAGCGACCAGCACAGAUCGGGCCUUCUAG